AUGAAGCUAGAGACAGUUCUCGGCCGGCUCUGCCGCUUGCUCUCUCUGAGCCUCCUGGUUGCUUACCCUGCUGCCGCUGCCCCAACUGCUGACGCCGAAUAUGACUACGUCGUCAUCGGAAGCGGGCCCGGUGGAGGCGUGCUUAGCACCAAUCUGGCCAAGGCGGGCUAUUCAGUCUUCUUGAUCGAAGCAGGAGACACCAGCCCCGGUCGCGGCUUCGGCCAGUACACGCCAACCGUCACGUGGGACUUCUUCGUCAAGCACUACCCGGAAGGCGAUGCGCGGAACAAUCUCUACAGCCACUUGACUUGGAAGACGCCCCAGGGCCGUUACUGGGUCGGAAACAGUGGCGCCCCCGCAGGCUCUGAGCUGCUGGGCGUCUACUACCCCCGCGGUGCUACGCUUGGCGGCUCAUCCAUGAUCAACGCCAUGUGCGUUUGGCUCCCAAGCGACAGCGAUUGGAACUAUCAUUACGAGGUGACCGGCGACGAGACUUGGAAGGCGGAGAACAUGCACAAGGUGUUCGAGAGAAUUGAGAAGAACAACUACAUGCCCAAGGGCACCGCUGGCCAUGGCUUCGACGGUUACUUCCAGACGAACAUGGGAUCGAAAGACCAGGCGAAGUCCGGAGCCCUGCAGGGAAACAAAGUCAUGCAGGCCUAUGCGGAGGACCUCAAGUUGACUGAACCCAUGACGGACCUUCUCACCAGGGAUUCGAAUGCUAUCUCGCCCGAACGGGACCAGACCGAGAGCAUCUAUGGGCUCGUGCAGCACACGUACCCCAACGGAAACCGCUACAGCUCUCGCGACUACAUCCAAGCGGGCGUCAAGGACGGUGUCAACCUCACUAUCUCGACCACCUCUCUCGCGACCAAGAUCCUCUUCGACACCAGCUCCAAGUGCGGCGACAAGCCCCGAGCCACUGGAGUCGAGUAUCUGGAGGGCCCGUCCCUCUACGCGGCCGACAACCGCAAGGCUCCCGGCGCCACGGGAACCAAGAAGACCGUCAUAGCCAGGCGGGAGGUCAUCGUCUCGGGCGGCACCUUCAACUCCCCGCAGCUCCUCAUGCUGAGCGGGAUCGGCCCCAAAGCGCACCUCGAGGAGUUCAAAAUCACCGUCAUCAAGGACCUCCCCGGCGUCGGCCAGAACCUGAUGGACAACCAGGAGAUGCCCAUCGUGGGCAGCGGUUCCGCCGGGCCCGGCGACGCGGGUGUGGCCAUGGUCAAGUCGAAGCACCCGGCGCACGGCGAGCGGGACGUGUUCCUGAUGGGCGGGCAGGGCUUCCUCUUCCGGGGCUUCUGGCCCGACAACCAGACGGCCACGCUGCCCGCCGAGCCGCCGCAGCCGUACGGCGUGAGCAUCGUCAAGGGCUCGUCGGUCAACAACAAGGGCUGGGUCAAGCUGCGGUCGGCCGACCCGCAGGACACGCCCGAGAUCAACUUCAACCACUACGCCGAGGGCUCCGACGACGACCUCGGCGCCAUGAAGGACAUGGUGGCCUGGAUCCGCCGCAUCUACACCCGCAUCGGCAUCACGCCGCGCGAGCCCCCCUGCAGCGGGACCCCCGCCGCCGACGGCAGCUGCGGCAAGGACGACGAAGACUGGAUCCACAAGCAGACCUUCGGCCACCACCCGACCAGCACCAACCGCAUCGGUGCCGACAACGACACGGGCGCCGUGCUCGACUCCAAGUUCCGCGUCCGCGGCGUCGCCGGCCUGCGCGUCGUCGACGCCAGCGCCUUCGCGAGGAUCCCCGGCGUCUUCCCCGUCGUGUCCACCUUCAUGAUCAGCCAGAAGGCCUCGGACGACAUGAUCGCCGAGCUCGAGGCCGGCACCGCCGUCGAGGAGUGGCAGAAGUGCUCGGCUGCGGAGAACUAA
Phialemonium atrogriseum is the source of this 1878-nucleotide messenger RNA. RefSeq lists its product as uncharacterized. NCBI's taxonomy places the organism in Eukaryota, Fungi, Ascomycota, Sordariomycetes, Cephalothecales, Cephalothecaceae. The coding region runs from base 1 to 1878 and encodes 625 amino acids. Gene Ontology annotation, molecular function: oxidoreductase activity, acting on CH-OH group of donors; flavin adenine dinucleotide binding. The transcript has 3 exons. The record is from RefSeq and is a predicted model, not a curated record.